GAGAAUCGAUCCAUUCAAGAUGCCAGUUGAUGACAUGUCUUAGUCAGCAGCCCAUUGAAUAGCAAGAACCGAAAUCUGGGGUAUCGUCAUCGGCGCCACCGCGGAAGUGAUAAUCGACCAGAGAGCUCUGUACCUGCGUACCUGCCUGAUUCCCAUUUCCGUUUGACCACCGAUAUACUGUACUGUAAUCCGUACAGCUUACACAGUCGUGUUGCAACCCCGCACUGAACUUCUUCGGCCAAACCUACCACACGAAAACUCACGCUGAACUGCGCGAAGACCCGACCGCGCAGCCAAGCGAAAGCGGCGCAAAAUGGAGCGAGAUCUUGAUAAUGCCAACCCUACGAUAUUGAGUGUGUCGCAGCUGCCCAGCAGACGACGCAAGGGGUUGUCGACCAGAAAUGGUCCCGAUUCCAAAUGUGACAGCAUCGUCUACCCUAAGCACGCCUGGCCGUAUGGCUCCUAUCCGGCAUCGGAUGAUGAAGAGUAUGGGGAAGAACCCAUGGACGAGCAGGACAUCUACGAUCUCAUCUCCACCAUCUCAGAUCCUGAGCACCCUCAUACUCUGGGCCAGCUGUCUGUCGUGAGGCUCCCGGACAUCCACUUAAAUCCCUCACCUGCCGAGUUGCCAGAUCCCGACUCUCUCGUCACGGUCUUGGUCGAGCUCACCCCGACCAUCAAUCACUGCUCCCUGGCAACAGUCAUCGGCCUGGCGGUGCGGUGCAGGCUAGAGCAGACACUGCCGCCCAACUACCGAGUGGAUGUGAGAAUGAAGAGCGGAACCCAUGCUCAAGACGAUCAAGUUACCAAGCAACUGGGCGACAAGGAGAGGGUUGCAGCUGCUCUGGAGAACGACACGCUCCAGCGUAUGGUAGACAAGAUGCUCGAGACGUGUGCAUGAGCGGUGUCACUUAGGUUCCGUAUCUCACGGCAAAACAAGCAAUGCACUGGACAGAACUUUCCAGUCUAGCAACAUCGGCAAGGCUCAGGCGGCGG
Molecule: messenger RNA, 996 nt
Organism: Thermothelomyces thermophilus ATCC 42464
Lineage: Eukaryota; Fungi; Ascomycota; Sordariomycetes; Sordariales; Chaetomiaceae
Exons: 2
Coding region: 314-901 (195 amino acids)
Biological process (GO): iron-sulfur cluster assembly
Source: RefSeq, a predicted model, not a curated record